Molecule: messenger RNA, 4463 nt
Organism: Helicoverpa armigera (cotton bollworm)
Lineage: Eukaryota; Metazoa; Arthropoda; Insecta; Lepidoptera; Noctuidae
Exons: 2
Coding region: 1807-4080 (757 amino acids)
Biological process (GO): proteolysis
Molecular function (GO): aspartic-type endopeptidase activity
Source: RefSeq, a predicted model, not a curated record
AUUUAUUUAUUUCAUUGCUUCUUACAAGCUAACAGAUGAUACAUCCAAAACGCUUAUAAGAUUAAAAAUCGGCAGGUUUUACACAACCUCGUCAUUAUGUAGUUAAUAGCAGAAUUAUUUACACAUUACAUUAUCAGGAAUUUACAUUAUUGUCAUUCAUCACAUCACCUUCUGUUACGGCGCCUACGACUUUGUAACUAGCAAACCGCAAAUACGUGUACAAUUGCCAUUCCGAUAAUCAGGCGCCGCGCAACAAGUUAACGGUGCUAGAAAAGUAGCAAUUCAUUCUGUCAACGUCCGCUCCACUGUUCACAUAUUUUUUGAUUAUAAGUUUAAUUGCUAAAAAAGGGCUUUCAUUUGCUCCAUUGUGUACCUAAAUAUACACCUUCUUACACAUAUAAUAAACGUCAACGAUAGCAGGACCCUUAAGUAAGAUCGAUUGUCUAACCGCACUACUGUCAUUUUCAAAUUGCUUGUUUGUAGCGCGGGAACAGGUUCGUACAGGUUCGCCGCCGCCGUCAAGGCUACCUCAUCGCACCACGCGAAACAAGUUGCCAGCUCGCUUUACGCAUGACGGCUCCGUGUAGCAUCUACCUAUCUCUCUCUCUUUUAUGUAUAACGUAUCUUGUCGCACUCUUCUACGCCCGCAUCAAGGCCGGCGGCCGCUCGGUCUGCGCCACCGCCGCCGCCGGGCCGCGAGCGCAAGUUUUAGUCGAGUUAAGUCGAGUCACCGAGAGAGUCGCGAACGGUACAGACGCUAGUCUGUUGUUUUAUCCGUUUGAUUUUGUAUUUGUCCAUUAUUAUUUCUUUUGUUAUAAAGUAACACCUAAAUUGGUCACAGUUUUGUCAUUUAUUGCUUUUAAAACGAAAUACAGUGUUUACUAUAUUUUUACAAUCAACAAUUAGUUUUAUUUACUCACGCUAAAAAUGGCUGCCCAACGUCUGGCCGAACGUAAUUAGGUACUUAGGAUUUGUGUUGGACCUAGAUGAACCUAGAAGUGAAGUGUACCGUUGUAGGUAUUAGGCUUUAUGUCGCGAGAGUGCGUGCCGAAUUCUCACUCUAGUGUUGUGUAUUACCUAGGAUACCUAACGCCUAAGACUGUUGCUGUUCGUAAGACUUUAUUUAGUAUUAGUGCUGAGUUUAGGUCUUGUAAACUGUGUAAAUACAUUUGUGUGGACCUAAUAAGUUUUGUUGUUGACUGUAAGUUAUUGUUAAUAUAGUUUAGGACAUUAAAGACAUUGUUUUGUGUAUAGACUAUUGACUGUGUUUCGUUUUAUAACUGUGACCUGUGUUUUGUGACAUUUACGUGACUCUUAUUGACGAGUGAGCAUAUCGGUAGUUCGGUUGGUGUCUUGUGUGGUAGCCGUUUUGUUCAACCCGUGUUGGUUGUGCGGUACCACAUCGACGGAGCCCGCGGUUGGGUUGCUGUCGAGAUACCGACGCUGGAGCGCUGCGGCUGCGCUGCAUUGUGACUGCGCGCACCUUAGACCUCGCGCUGCCACCGCUGCCGUAAAGGGAAGUAAACCUUUUGUUUGUGCCUUCUUAUUACCGUCGGACUCAGGACUAUUUAGUGUUGUAAUUGUGUUUGGACAUUAUUUUUAUUAUUGUGGACUUGUAUUUGUUUUUUGUCACAAUAAUUACUUUUAUGGACACGUUGUAGUAGUGCGUUUUGUUAAAGACUUUUGAUUAUUAUGUUUUAUUGACUUUUGAACAUUAUUUAUUCAUUGUGUGUACUAUAGUCGGACCGUGAUAGUGCAUUUUAGACUAUAUUAUAUCGUGUUGCGUGUAAGCUUAAUUUCGUAAAAAUGGUGCUAACGAGAUCUCGCGCGAAUAGUCCCGGACAGCGUUCUGACUCGGCGCCUGCUGGCGCUGACGCUGCUCAGAGUGGCCAUGUGACGCCACCUGCGACUCAACAGCCUGUGUCACCCUCGGUGCAUGAGGCACCCACACAGCUGUUCUCGCCGUCGUCUACGUCUACCAUCACCAUGACGGAUUUUCAUCUACAACAGUUGAUAGCUGCGCUGCGAGUUCCGACCCCGCCCGCUACUGCAAACGCUAUGGGAGUUCACAACAAUAAUGCUAACUUCGCAAAAUGCACAGCUCGCUUCGACGGAGCUCAGAACUCCGACGUUGUUGCGUUCAUUGACGCAAUUGAAAUCUAUAAAGAAUGUGUCUCCAUCGAGGACAAUAUUGCGUUGCGUGGCCUUCCCAUGCUACUCACCGGGUUGGCUGGCACAUGGUGGCAGGGCGUCAAGCAUUCUGUGACGUCCUGGACAGAAGCAGUUAAUAUCUUACGUCAGACAUUUGGUCCCCGUCUUCCGCCUCAUAGGAUUUAUAGAGAAUUGUUCCGAGUGGAACAGUAUAAUGAGAAGACAGACGUAUUCGUCUGCAAAGCAAGAGCUCUGAUAGCUCAGCUGCCAGCUAAUACGCUUCCAGAGAACCCUGUCCAAUUGGACAUGGUCUAUGGCCUACUGCAUCGGCGAAUAAGAGAGAAGGUCUCCAGGCAAUCUUUCUCGUCUUUUUCGGAAUUACUAGAAAAAGCGCGCGCAGUAGAGGAUCUCCUGGAGGAGGGCCAUAAGACCACCACUCAAGGGCGACCCUUGGUAAUACCUGCUCCAACUGCACCCAAGUCAGUUGAGACUACUCGCUCACCUCCGAUGUCGUCUUCAACACCUACAAGUUCGAGUUCCUCAGACAAUACAACUACGAAGCAUAGACCUCGUUGUGGGUACUGUAAAAAGUUUGGCCACGACAAGGAGUCGUGUAAGAAAAUUCAGAUGAAGAACUCAACCCCACCAGGGCCUAGAGUAGAGACUGGACCUAAGCAGGCAGCACCUGUUGUAUGUUUUGGCUGUGGGGCUCCGGGCGUCAUCAGGUCGAAUUGUGGGACCUGCAAGAGAGGAGAUGAUUCAUCGACGACAACACCGUUCCAGUCGAUUUCUGCAGUGGGCACUGCGCCGAUUGAUGCGCGGCCCAUAGUCGACGUCAAGAUUUGUGGUUGUAGUGGUCGUGUUAUAGUAGACACUGGUGCUCAAUUGUCUAUAGCUAGUGAUAGCUUAAGAAAGGUUUUAGUAGCUAAAAAUGUUAAUUUAGUUAACACUUCUUUAGAUUGUAAGUUAGCUAAUGGCUCUGUUUGUAAGAAAAAGGUGGAAACUGUAUCUGUCGAUGUAGAGCUGCAAGGAGUCGUCAUACGGACGAUGUUUGUAGUUUUACCUGGUGCCACUGACUCUCUCUUAGGCAUGAAUUUCAUCCGAGACGCUGGGAUGGUACUUGACUUUUGCCGGAAUAGGUUUUCUUUAGGUCAUAGGUACUUCCCGUUGGACUUCGAGAAAGGCGUUUCUCCUGUAACUUAUUCUUUUGUAGCCCUUCGUGAGGAGGAGAGAACUAAGUUAUCUGCGUCGAGAAAAGAAGUCCUUUCGUCUUCAGCGAGGAGAAACAGCUUCACACAAGGGGGAGCGCCAACGGCUGUGGCGCUGCAUCACAUCGACAACGGGGGCAGAGCGCCAAGGGCAGUCCCCUCGUACAGGUUAAUUCCACAGAACACAAGAAUUGUUCGUGCAGAGCAUCGUACCAGCAUCGAACCGGGGAAGAAGAACGGCGUCGCCGGGUCUUUGGUUCCUGUGCUGCCUGUUCAGAAAAUAGAGGGAUCACGUGAUUUUUUACCUGUUUUUGCGGACACAUCUCAUCGUACGUCAGAUGUACUUCGUGAGGAGCAGCACGAUAUUCAGGAAACCACCCACUCCCCAGGUCAAGUAAGGAAACGUACUCCGCGUCGCUUAGGCCCAUUUAAGGUUAGCCGAGUAUUUUCUCCUACUAACUGUGAGAUAGUACACGGCCCGGUUCGAGGUAAGGGAAGGUACCAUACCGGCUUACUCACUCCAUGUGUAGGGGAGUCCGAACUGGCUGUUACCAGGGUAAGGAGUAGUCCUAAGUCACCACCGGGUCGGUCUAGUGACUUAGAGGGGGAGGAUGUAGCGCGGGAACAGGUUCGUACAGGUUCGCCGCCGCCGUCAAGGCUACCUCAUCGCACCACGCGAAACAAGUUGCCAGCUCGCUUUACGCAUGACGGCUCCGUGUAGCAUCUACCUAUCUCUCUCUCUUUUAUGUAUAACGUAUCUUGUCGCACUCUUCUACGCCCGCAUCAAGGCCGGCGGCCGCUCGGUCUGCGCCACCGCCGCCGCCGGGCCGCGAGCGCAAGUUUUAGUCGAGUUAAGUCGAGUCACCGAGAGAGUCGCGAACGGUACAGACGCUAGUCUGUUGUUUUAUCCGUUUGAUUUUGUAUUUGUCCAUUAUUAUUUCUUUUGUUAUAAAGUAACACCUAAAUUGGUCACAGUUUUGUCAUUUAUUGCUUUUAAAACGAAAUACAGUGUUUACUAUAUUUUUACAAUCAACAAUUAGUUUUAUUUACUCACGCUAAAUGUUUAAGAUUUUUAUCUUUCUGUAAAGCGUACAAGAGCCUACG